CAAUCCAGUAGCUCCUGGUAACACGUGGAGGAGAGGGGCUCAGGAGCUGAGCUGAGCACUCACUGCACUACUUACUGGUGCCCUGAUCUGGAAGAGGGGAGAGAAGGGACUGAUGUUGUGGGAUCCUGCAAACCCUAUAGGCUCACACACUCUCACAACCAGCAAUUCUGCAAUUCAGCUUUCCCUAUACCAGCAGCACACAGGACAUCAGACAGCAAGCAGGGCACAAACAUGAGCAACCAGUACCAGGAGGAGACAAAUGAAAGGCCGGAAUGUAAAAGUAAAUCUCCCACCUUGCUCUCCUCAUAUUGCAUAGACAGCAUUCUGGGCAGGAGAAGCCCCUGCAAAAUGAGACUGCUGAAUGCUCAGAGCUUACCCACUCUGACUAACAGAACUGACCAGGACAAAAGUUUGGAAGGUUCCCCAAAGAACAAUUGCUUUGAGACUGAAUUACAUCUACCUCCGAAAUUAAGGAGGCUGUAUGGUCCUGUGGGAGCAGCUGGCCGGCUGCACAUUCAGUCUCUGCCCGAUGCCAGGUCCGCAGUGCCCAGACCCGAUAAAGGUGAGAGGCUGCUGCUCCUUGGGGGUGCAGCAGAGAGCAGCUGGGACACCCACAACCUGAAGAUCAGCCAGGCCCCGCAGGUCAGCAUCAGCCGCAGCAAGUCCUACCGGGAGAAUAGCGCCCCCCUGCUGCGGGACGAGCACAGCCCUGACGGCCUACAGCAGCAGCAGCCUGGCUCUGCCGCCGCCUCCCUGCAGGACAGGCUGGGGGCACUGGUUCAGAGCCAGGGGGAUGAGGAUGAGGAGGACGAGGACGAGGAGGAGGAUGAGGAUGAAGAGGAAGAGGAUAUAACCGAUAAGCAGCACAGUAACAAUAAUAAUAAUAACACCACCACCAGCAGCAGCAGCCGGGGAAUCCUGAAGGAGCAGCAGCCCCCAUUCCAGCAGCAGCAGCCGGGGUGUGGGCCUGAUGGGGACAUGUCUCCUAAAGAGGAGCUUCUGCUCCACACCUCAGAUGGGGAUGUGAAAGAUGGGGAGGACAGUGUGUGCCUGUCAGCUGGCAGUGACUCAGAGGAGGGCAUGCUAAAGAGGAAGCAGCGGAGGUAUAGAACUACCUUUACCAGCUACCAGCUGGAAGAGCUGGAGAGGGCUUUUCAGAAGACUCACUACCCGGAUGUCUUCACCAGAGAGGAACUAGCGAUGCGCCUGGAUCUGACUGAAGCCAGGGUGCAGGUGUGGUUCCAAAAUCGAAGAGCAAAGUGGAGAAAGAGGGAAAAGGCCGGUGCCCAGACACAUGCCCCAGGCCUGCCUUUCCCAGGCCCUUUGUCAGGCAGCCACCCGCUAAGCCCAUACCUUGAUGCCAGUCCAUUCCCUCCCCACCACCAUGCCUUGGACUCAGCCUGGUCAGCCGCUGCUGCCGCUGCUGCUGCCGCCUUCCCCAGUCUACCUCCACCAGGAUCCACAGCAAUGCCACCCAGUGGGACCCCAUUAGGACUCAGCACCUUCUUGGGGGCAGCUGUGUUUCGACACCCAGCCUUCAUCAGCCCUGCGUUUGGCAGACUUUUCUCCACCAUGGCUCCUCUCACUAGUGCUUCCACCGCCGCUGCACUCCUUAGGCAGCCCAAUCCCGCUGCGGAAAGCGCAGCGCAGUCCGGCGGUUUGUCAGACCCAGCCACAGCUGCCGCAGACAGGCGGGCGUCCAGCAUAGCGGCUCUCAGGCUAAAGGCCAAAGAGCACGCCGCACAGCUCACACAACUCACCAUCCUGCCCGGGAGCAGCACAGGGAAAGAGGUCUGCUAAACCCAGAGCACCCCCUCCCCAACUACCCCACCAAGACCAAAUGCAAAGGAAGCAACACUAACCUGGACCAGUGACUAUUGGACUAUGCGUGCCCUGCAAGACAAACUAUACAGCAUCCUUGUAAUGCGUUAAUACAGUAAUAAUGAGUGUAAGAAACAUUAUGCAGCUCCCGAGCAGUAAACCCUGGUACUGUACGUCAUCAACUGCUAAUUCCCUGCUCAUUUCAGUGACAUCCUAGUAUGCGCAAAUUAGAGCAUUUAAGACACAAAAACGCAAUAUUUUUUUCUCCAUUUGGUAAUUCAUCAUUUCUAUUCCUAAAAUAUGACCCCCACCUAAAAAAAGAGUAUUCCUUACCAUAUUCCAGUGUUCUAAUCUCUAAUUUUUUUAAUUGAGAAAAAAUAUAUAAUUAUUAACCCCUUUACCUGCCAGAAUUGCUUAUAGAAGCACCAUCCUCUUGGUAGAAAUAAAGUGAAACUUUACGAGUUAAAACUCUGCUGCAUGGAGUAAAUUGAUAAGUAAAUACCUUUAGUUUCAUUAAAGUCAGUGCACUUAACAAGAGCUGUAUAUUCACUAUUGUUUUAUUUUGUUUAUCAAACACCAACCAAGGCUUUUUUUCUUGUUUGUUUUUAUUUUCAUACCAAACCAAAGGGAAACGAACUGUCAGAUUUAUGGACUGUUUAAGUCACUAAACUGUGAUUACUGAUUAUGUACAUAACAUUGUUAUAAAAAGAAAACAGAAAAAAAGGAAAAUAACUUUGUAUAUUUGAAAUGUUAUAAAAGAAUUGCACUCAG
Messenger RNA from Pseudophryne corroboree (corroboree frog), 2592 nucleotides. It is a transcript of the gene ARX, whose product is annotated as aristaless related homeobox. Gene Ontology annotation, biological process: regulation of transcription by RNA polymerase II. Lineage: Eukaryota; Metazoa; Chordata; Amphibia; Anura; Myobatrachidae. The record is from RefSeq and is a predicted model, not a curated record. The transcript has 5 exons. Gene Ontology annotation, molecular function: RNA polymerase II transcription regulatory region sequence-specific DNA binding; DNA-binding transcription factor activity, RNA polymerase II-specific. Bases 232 to 1800 code for a protein of 522 amino acids.